CGGGAAGAUUCAUAUCAAUCCAUAGUCUCCUGUGCUGCUGUAGUACUGACACCUAGAGAACUACCUGGGGAAGUAAAGAAAAAAGAAGAGCCAAAAAUGCCUGAAGUGGCCAAACGGAAUCUCUCUCUGAAAUUGUCAAAGGAGGUGGACCAAGGAGAAAUUAGGUAUCCUCGAGUCAGCCAAGUGGCCAGCAGCCCCUCCGUGGACUGGACUUUUGCAGGCUUGGAAGAAGGUGGAAGCAUGGAGUCUUUGCCCUUCAGACUGAUGAUGCAGGAUUGCACAGCUGUGAAGACGUUACUGCUGAAAAUGAAGAGGGUUCUUCAGGAGAGUACAGAUAUGAGUCCUGCCAGUAGUACUGCUUCACUUCCUGUUAGCCCACUUACUGAAGAGCCAGUGCCUUUCAAGGAUAUAAUGAAAGAUGAAUGUUCAGUGCUGAAGUUGCAGCUGAAGGAGAGAGAUGAACUCAUUUCCCAACUACGCGAGGAUCUGGAGAAGGCUCAACAUUUGCAGAAGACUCUCGCUUCCCAAGCAGAUAAAUCCACACAGACUGAACUUGUAGGCCAUGAUGCCCCGUGGAAUUCUCCAUGUACUGCCGGCUCAGUAUACAAACCAAUCAGCAUCUCAUUGGUUACAAAAUUAUUAAAUUAAAAACAGCAUCUGGACACUCUGCACUUACGGAUUUUAUUAAAUAUUAAUGAAUAUAAAAUGAGCUUCAUUUUACCAGUACUUCCCAUGUUUACCUAACUUGUCAAAAUACUACUGUUUCAUAAGCUUUGGAUUAUAAAAAAAUUUUUUAAAUUGACAGUAUCUGCAUUAUCAAAUUUACCAGUAAAUUAUCAAGUUAUUCACUGUCUAAAAUAAAAUGUUUGUGUACAACUAUAUAAUUAAGAAGUAUUAGUCCAUUGACCAGUGAAUCUCUGAAAUUAGAGAACAUUUUUUAAAAGUCCAUAGCCUUAUGAAAAUGAACUAUUAUUUUGGAUAGUUUUUGCAGUAGUAAUAGCUAUCCAUCAUUAGGGAACCAAAGAGCAACUCCUUUAAAUGCAUGAUGUAUUAAGUAAAUAUGCAUUUUCUUGUAUAAAUAAUGGAUUGUAAUCUUCAGGCCAAAUUCUAGCUACAUUAUUAUGUAGUGGAUUUCCCUGGGCAUAAGAAAGAUCAGAAUUUAUCCACUAGUAUUUUAAGGAUAUAACUGGCCAUAUACUUCCACUUGUGUGGACGUCUGUGGAAUCAUUGUUGAAUUGUGCAACUAAAGCAGAUGAACAAACCAUAAACUGUAUUCAAUGGCUAUAGUUAAGUUUAAGUGAUAAUAUAGAAAUGUAUUUGCCUAUGUAGAGAGCAGGUGACUUUUUGUAACCACGCUAAAAAAGGACAGUACACUAGGUAAAUUCCAGUUUAUGCCUUUUCCUGGAGUAUGGCCUUUUUAACCAAAGAAAUCAACAAUAAGGUAACAAAGUUCAACUUGAACCUUCACCACAAGCUUGGCUGCUCCUCAGUUUCCUGACCUAGGGCUGUCUGGAUUUACCAUAACUUGGAUCCCGUUUCUCUUCCCCCUUCCCUUUCCCCUUCUCCCCCGAGCAAUUCCUAUCUCCUUAAUAACCAGGUUGGACAUCAGCAAAUUCUUAAUCUUUUUCCAUUAGGAACAUCACCUGUGGAUAACUAUUAUCAUUUCUGUUUUCAUAGUGAUUGGGGACCCAGUCAUAAACCAAGACCCCAGAUUACAGCAUUUGCCUGUGCUUAUUUGAUUAUAUAGGCAAAUACUGUCAUCUUAUCACAAUACCAUUACAAUGUCUAUAGAAUGUAUAAUGAGAAUGUUAAUUGAACAUCAGCUAUUGCUUAGCCUCUGGAAUCCUCAAGUUGAAAAAGAUGGUAUUUUACACUUAGAUGAAAACAAAUUACCUUUUGGUUCUAAAGAUGCCUGAAAUGAGUAAAUCAAACAAAAAAAACAUUUUCCAAAAUAACAUGAAACUUUAUACCAUCUGUUGUCUUAAGUCAUCUGACUUGUAUAUAUGGUCGCUGAAAUUUUAGUGCCAGUAUGUAUCACUUCUUAUUGUUUCUAUCAGCUUUUUUUCUGAUCUCUAGACUCUCAUGAUAAUCUUUUAGGCCUGGGUUUUGCUCCAGAAUCUGUUGUUCACACAGAUCCCUCUACCCAAGUGGAGACCAAUGGGAUUAUCAAUUUUUGUAUCCAGUGAGUUAUUUCUCUCCCUCUUUCUCUCAUGUUCAUGUGCAUAUCCAUGGGAUUAAUUCAGUUUCCAAGUUCUUAGUUUUUACAAUACUUGUCUAUAUAAUGCAUAGUUCUGGAGAAGCACAGCACUUUAUUAGAAUCAAGAUAUAAAUGGUGAAAUCCUGGCCCCCUCGAAGUUAGUGGUCAAACACUGAGUUCACCGAGGCCAAUAUUUCACACCAAAAUAUUAUUCUUUUAAAUUAUUAAAUUAGUCCCACCCAUAUUUUUCCAUUGUUAUAUAUUUGGGCCAGCACUAAAUUGUCAGUGAAACAUUUGAAGAUAAAUGGGAGUAAUACAUAAAAGUUAAGCUACCUUAUUUUGCUUGAAGAACCAAAUAUACAGUUAAUCAAAACAAUUGAGUUGAUCCCUUAGAUAUUGUCACUUCUUUUUUGAACUUCACUUUCUCCUUUGCUGUUGUCACUUGUUUUCUCAUUCAUAUUUCCUGUUCUAGUUUGAGACUUCUCUUCAUAAUUAUCAUGGGAAUAUAAUUAUUGCAGCUGUACACCCUUUUAAUUUGUCAUAUUUUUUUCUUACUUGCCAUCACUGACAAGCCACAAACACUACCUCGCACAGAAGAAGACUAGAAAAAGGAAAGAGCAUUGUUCGUUGUAGUGAUUUGGAAUUAGGUGUUGUGUUCUGCCUUUAGGCAGUAAGUAGAACUUCGGAGUGGAAAUACGCGUAAAUCAACAAAUACAAUAAAAGUGAAGAAGAUUUUUGAAAAUAACCCAUUUUAAAUGUGGGGUUUAAAUAAUUUAAAAAAUGUUGGAAUAUAUAGUUUCAUUUUUACUUAUGUGCCUCUAAAGUUGGAUAUUGCAAGGAAGAACUUCCAAUAAAAGAUUUUAUUUAAGGACAACAAAACCAUUUUCCAUGUUGAACUAUUAUUUCCAAAACUAUUACUGCGGCUCAGGGGAGACGGAACAUUAUCUUUCUGGAUGUCGUUAUAAUGCAAAGCUUGGAGCAACACUUCAGCCUUGAUGGGGUAAUGAGCACAAGUACCAUAUCUUCAAUCCCAUCGAGAAGUGAGCCCACUCUUCCAAUACAUUUUAUCUUUUAUCGUUAGAUUUUAUCAUUUGAUUUUUAAUGCCAGUUUUCCCUAAUUUCAUACCAGAGUAUAAACCAAUAAGCAACUAUUCAUGUUUGUGUUUUUCCCAGAUGUCUUCUCUUCAGCUUAUGUGCAAAACAAAGCUAUUCUGCAAAAAACAUGGCUGAAAUGAGUAGCAUUCCAACUUCUAAGAUCCAUAAUCAGAUAACUUCAACUAAGUCAGAGGAACAAUAAACAACAGCAAAUUAAACAGUAGAUAGAAACUUCUCAAAACUCUUUGAAUCUUAAUUCACACAAAUUCAAUGUAAACUGCUUUUAACAAAAGAACAAAUAGAUUUGUGCCUUUCUUCAGACUUGCUUUGAUUCAGUAAUUGUCAAUACAAACAUAAAUUCUGGUAUUUCAUUCCACAUUAGAUUCUCUGCUAAUCAUUACAGAGGAUUAAGAAAUAAAACGUUUUGAUAUACUAGGAAAAUUUAAUUAUUAUAGAAACAUAAAGCAAUAUACAAAUUCAUCAUUGCUGUAAAAAUUAGCUGUUCUGAGUACAGAUGAACUCAUUUUCUCCGGUACCGGGGACACUUACCUUUAAAACACACAUACAAGCAUCAUGAUAACCUUAACUUAUUUUAAUAAUGAGCAAAGCUGUAACAUUCUGACCACUGAUGAUAAGCAAUAUAGCCAGGAGAAAUCAUUUGUACUUGCAAGAAGCUAACACAUUCAAUACGUGUGUCUGGGAUAUUUUAUUUGCAUCACGUUUUCACAUUUUAUUCUUUAUUCUUUAUAAAUCUUCUUCUCCCAUCUUCUGGGUCUGUCAGGGACACCAAAUUAUUUUAAUUUAUAAUUUGGUGCCAUCUGUUUUCUGGACAUUUUAAAUGAAAAACGUUUUCAAACUUAUGUGCAUACCACCAUUUACCAGCUCAAAAAAGGAGCAAAUGAAAAAUGGGUCAUAGAACUGUAGUCUGCUCUAAGUGCAAAAAUUAAGAGCUUGGAAAACCAGUAAGGAAAAAGUACCCUGCGUCAUGCUCUUGCUCUCUGUGGGAGAGGGAGCUGAGGCUUAACUGUUAAGAAAAUGAAAGUAAAAGGAAAGCCCUGUAAUACAUGAUGAAUGUUGCGGAGUGCCUAGCUGUCAUCCAUUGGGUGUCUUUUUUCUUGAAUGUCAGUGAAUUUGAAGGGGUGGCCAGUAUUAUAGACUAAGAUCCAAAUCAACACCUUUAAGGACAGACAGGUGUGGAUACAGUUUUUGGAGAGGGAGGCAGCAGAGAGAGGUACAUUCUAGCUGGGAAACAUGGAUAGUGUGUGAUAGGUGAGGUGGCAUUUUUUUAAUCUGUCCCUUUUUGUUUACUAGGUAGAAGUCUAGUAACAUGCAAACAGGGUCCGUAGAGACCUGCUAUGGAAUUCCUUCUCUCAUUGUUAGAGAUGUAAGGUAAUGGCUCUGGAUCUGAAAUUGAGAGAAAAAAAUUAGGUCCAAGGUUUGGUUUAAAUCCGUAUCCAUCCAACAUGUACCUAGUUUAAAAAGGGAUCCGUUUUCAUAAUUGUUUUUGCUGUUUUAUCAGUGAGGAAUGCCACAACUGGACAUUGUUUAUAGCCAAGGAUAUUGUAUUGGAAAAUGUCCUGGUGCAAACAAACUGCAUUAGAUCCAUACACCAGUGGUUUAAAUUGAAUCGACAGAAAGGGACAAUAUAUAAAAUAGUCCAAAAGAAAAUCCUUGUUUUCUGGUUUUCUACUUUGUACUCCAGGAGGUGCCAAGGUGUUUGGAGGAAGCAUGAUGCUAGCUUGUCUGGGAGACAGUUGCUGCUCCCAUGAAUCCCAAGCUUCUCUGCCUCCUUUGUUACUAUUUCUCCCUCUUUACACAUUGGCUACAGCAACUGGGACCUGUCUUUCCAUCAUGAAUAUUUCUUACAGCUGAGCCGAAGUAGGGCCAGUUGUGCCUCCUGAAGGCAGAUUGGUUUUGUAGACAAACAAUUCUUUCAGGCUUGUCUACACUGC
Molecule: messenger RNA, 5244 nt
Organism: Pelodiscus sinensis (Chinese soft-shelled turtle)
Lineage: Eukaryota; Metazoa; Chordata; Testudines; Trionychidae
Source: RefSeq, a predicted model, not a curated record